Molecule: messenger RNA, 1152 nt
Organism: Plasmodium coatneyi
Lineage: Eukaryota; Apicomplexa; Aconoidasida; Haemosporida; Plasmodiidae
Exons: 1
Coding region: 1-1152 (383 amino acids)
Biological process (GO): proton transmembrane transport
Cellular component (GO): vacuolar proton-transporting V-type ATPase, V1 domain
Molecular function (GO): proton-transporting ATPase activity, rotational mechanism
Source: RefSeq, a predicted model, not a curated record
AUGAGCGAAUCGCCCAUGUGCCUGUUCAUCGCGUGCUCCACGAGAGACAACACGAGCCGAGAGUACAUCUACACGAUCCUGAAGAACCGGCUUUUGGGUAGCCACGUGUGCAUCGACACGAACAUCCUGGAUGUCCCAACCAACCUCAAGUUCUGUUCCUUCGACGACUUGCUCAAAUGUGCAGACGACCUGCAAAAGUACGACAGUUACGCCUAUGGGUGUUUAAAAAAAAUAGAAAAACUUGCAAAAGAGUAUGAUGAAAAUAUAGAGCUAAAAAUUAUAUACCAGCGGCAGCAUAUUAACAUUGAUCAGUACAUAAGGCGCUUCAGUUGGGACGACGCCAAGUACCCACGGAACAGGUCCUUGACAGACACCAUCGACGUGAUGGUAAACAAUAUUACCAAGCUGUCGGACGAAAUUCAUAUAAAGUCUAACAUGCUGAACGAUUUAAAAGAAAAAAAAAAAAAAGAUAUUCCAAAAACGGAUACGAAUAAUUUUUUCCUAAAAAAUUUAAAUGAAAUUUUGACUCCACAGACGGUUAGCCAGGCAGACUUUAUGGAGACAGAAUACUUAACAACAUUAAUUGCGUACAUCCCAAAGAACUCUGUUGAGGAAUGGCUAGCUAGCUAUGAAAAAUUCUCAGAAUAUGUUGUCCCCAGAUCGACGGAACAGUUCAAAGGGUUAGUGGACAAGGAUGGAAACACCCUCUGGAAGGUUUACGUUUUUAGAAAAUUUGCCGAAAGUUUUAAAGAAGCGGCAAAAUUGAAAAAAUUCGUUGUAAAGUCUUUUAAGUAUGACGAGAAGAAGUACAACGACGUUAUGGAGAGUAGGACCAAGGUAGAGGCGGAAAUUAUACGACAAGAGACGUUCCUACGUAGGAUGUGUUUAGCUGCUUUUUCAGAUAUUUUUAGCGCCUUCAUUCAUAUUAACAUUUUGAGGGUCUUCUGCGAAUCGGUCCUUCGCUUUGGAGUGCCCCCUAACUUUGCCUCCUUCAGCAUACGCAUCAACGGGGAAAGCAAGGAAAAAAAAGUGCGCAAAAAAUUAUAUGAUAUAUUUUCCACCACCGACUCGAUAGGAAAGAAUUACAUUAAGCGUUCCGAUGAGAAUGAUGAAGAGAUAUACCCCUAUGUUUCGGUGUCCUUCAAAAUAUGA